AUGGCGACUGAAGAGAAGCACGCGGUUUAUUCGAUCUCUUUGCAGGAAGCAAAGAGAAAAUGCUCCGAAAAACAUUCUUGUUUCGUGAGAGUUGAAUCAAUAGAACAUGUAGGUCUUAGUCCACGAUAUCUCGGGCAACUAAAGAAAGGAGUGAACGAGGAGUUGACAAAUAAACUGAUGAGAUAUUCUGAUGUUUUGGAAGGUGUCCCUGUUAGCUACGAGGGUUUUCGCAUUCUGCAAAGAAGUGGCUCUAUUCUUGAUGAACUUCCCUUUAUACACUUCGAUGUUAAAGUUAAUUUCAUCGUCUUCAAGCCAACGAUCGGAAGGACACUUGUUGGAGUUGUAAACAAGAUCGGUGUAGAUCACGUGGGAUGUUUGGUUCAUAAUUGUUUUAAUGCUUCAAUCUCGAAAUCUAACUUCAGAAAUGGACUUAUUUAUGACAGUUUGGAUAUUGGGUCUGACUUUAUAUUUAAGGUUAUUGAAAUUGAGGCCGUGAAUGGCGUUUUGUCGAUAACAGGGGAAGUUGAAGAUCAUCGAAAACAUUCAAGGUAAUUAUUAGCCUGCGUCUCAGGAGUGGUAACAGGUCUUUUCUCCCGAAGUUGUUUCCCCCGGACUUAAGUCGAUUCGCCCGAUGUUUAUUUGUCAUUCUUAAAUCCUGGAAAAAGAAAUAAGCAUGAAAAAAGCAGUGACCGUACAUGUGGAUCAACAAAGAUCAACAAAGCAAUCGUUGUGUUACGAUCGCUGAGAUACAUUUAGACUUUAGUUUUAUGUACAGUCUUUAAGUAUCUUGAAUGUAAUUAUCGAGAUGGUAAAGACCUUUCAGAUUGCUGGACCUUUUUAGCAAUCGCAGAAAUAGUACGUGUAUCCAAACUUAACUAAAAAUUAUCUUUUCGUGUUUUAGAGUAUUGUUUGGCAUCAGGUGAAUCGACUUAAACCUGGGUGAAACAACUUCAGGCGAAUCAACUUUCAGGCGAAACGACCACAAUUUGCAGGAGUAAUUUAACUGCGGUUAGUAACCUCUGCAAAACAGUGCUGAUAUCCUUGUUCUGGGCCCUCAACGGACUCAAUGAAUUACCAGAAGUGCAUUUCAAAUUUCCUUUCAUCUUGAUUGGAAAAUCAAUGAUGGCUUUUUUAACGAGGCAACUUUGUGCAUACUCAAAUCCUGGUACGCAGGUGGAGGCCCAGAAAACCAAGGAUUUCUGCUCUAGUUCAGAGAGGGACUUGACCAGAGUUUGUUUCUAUUUGUGACGCAGGUUAGGUAAUGAUAAAACAAAAAAUUAGUUUAAUCAAGUGAGUUUGAUAAAGUAGAUCUCUCACUGUAAAGAUACCGUAAAAUUCCGAAAAUAAGCCCCGGGGCUUAUAUUUUUCAAAGGCCCUUUUUGAGGGGCUUAUAGUCGGAGGGGCUUAUCUACGGAGGGAAAUUUACGUUUCAAAAUCGAUUGUGCUACCCUUAAAGUUGAAAGGAAUUUUACCGUUUUUGCUUCAUUUUACUUUGUAUUUGAGGGCAAUUUCCAAGUACAAGCCCCCGGGGGGCUUAUAUUUGGAGGGGCGAUUUAACGGAGGGUUUUUUUGUGUUACGAGUUUGGGGGGCUUUUAUUUGGAGGGGCUUAUUUUCGGAAUUUUACGGUAUUCCACAGCUGAUGUUUCCAGCACUACCAUCUAUCAGUCUAAUCAAGAGAUCGUGAGUUGAAUGUGGAUGACAAGUUGAAUCAUGUGGCAGUGUUGGUGGGAACAUGGUGAAAUGAAAAACAAGACUAAAUUUAAGUUCACUGAUUGGAGUCGAUGUGACCAGCAAUGUCUGGCUCACCAUCUGGUGGUUCCACAUUCAAUUCCCACUCUGACCACUUGCUGGAAAAUGUUGUUCUUGGUCAUCCCAAGUUGAAAUCCAUAAAUAACCAACAGGUUGCCUCCUGCCAGUUGGGAUUUUUAAUCCCCAAAAUUUUGUAUUUGGAUUGUUUGUUUCAAAUUUUUUUUUGUGUGGAGUGCCUGUAAACUCCUGACUAGGUAGAUAAGAUAAGUGCACUUUCCACUAUGAACAAACUGUAAGCAAUUUUGUUCUAUUCCCUGAGUACUAAAGAUUAGUUAAUUCCCCACAGAAUCAAGAAAUGCUUUUCGUUUAACUAAUAGAUUCUUGUUUUCCAAAGUACCACAUCCUAGCUAAAAGUAUAGAGGGGGAUGAAUCGAGGUAUGCAAAUCCGCUGAUCCGUUAUGAUUUAUUGACCAAAUCUGCCAUUAAAACUUCACCCUGAAUCCAAAAUCCGGGCAAAAAUAUUUUUAUAACACGCAAACUCCAAAAUCCAGGCCUAAAAAAUCGAUGAAUCCGCAAUCUGCUGCAAUUGCAGGAUCCGGAAAUCCGAUAAAAUCUCACUUUGAAUCCGAAAUCCGGGCAAAAAUGUUUUCAAAAUCCGCUGAUCUGUUCGCCUUUUCACCCCCCUCAGUAUAGCAUGAAUGAUAAUUUUGGUGUUUCACUUUGGUCACCUGUGGUUACACCACUUGACAGCUCCCAGUGUAGGUCCCAAGGGACUCUCACUUGUGGGAGACUACAUUGUACAUUGUAGUUGCUUAACCGUGCAUUCAAAUGAUAAAUCAUUUCUCUGUUUAGGAAAAGGAAACGCAAGAAUCAAGAAGAGGACAGAACCAACACACCAGAAAGAACAAAUGAAACACAUUUAGAAAGGAUGAAUGGUAUAAAUGAUCUUGAUGAAAGAACACACUCAAAAUCAACAAAAAAGAAGAAAAAGAAAAAUAAAGUGGUGAUUGAUUUAUCCUAA
Porites lobata is the source of this 2771-nucleotide messenger RNA. NCBI's taxonomy places the organism in Eukaryota, Metazoa, Cnidaria, Anthozoa, Scleractinia, Poritidae. The record is from the annotation of a GenBank genome assembly.